CGCAAGGAGAAGGCGGAAAUGUUUCCGUUCCUAGGCGUUUCCGGUACUCAAAUAAAACAUCUGCUUUAAAACAAACUGACAUUAUUCAUCAGAGUUGAUGUACGUGAUUAUAUGGUGCGCGCGUUUGAUCCACGUUCACGCGCUUAGCCUGAAGAUUAGUACCACAACGGUGUGACAUACGGGAAGCGCUCUGCUCAAUUCUACUCAAGGACACCAAACCACUGCACAUUUAUUUCAGUGGUAUGGCAGAGUUGCUGCAGUUGCUCAUUAGUGUAUCAGAAAAGGCUGCUGAUGUGGCUCGAGUUUGUCGUCAGGAGGCUCCGUUGUUUGAAUUGCUGGUACAAGAAAAGACUGGAGCUGAUAAAAACAAGAAAUUUGUCCAGGACUUUAAGACGCUUGCUGAUGUGCUGAUACAGGAAAUGAUUCGCCAUGAUGUUUGUGCUCAGUUUCCAGAUUUGACUGGCUUUAUUCAUGGAGAGGAAUCCAACAUAUUUGAAAAUGGACAUGGAGAGAGUAUCACUGUGACCGUAUGUGCUCAGGAAGAUGACACUACAACACUGUUGGCUAAAGUUCUGGAUGGUGAUCAGACCGCUGCAUCUCUCCUGUCGAAAGCAAUACACCAGAACCUGCAGAUGAGAGACGAGUUAGCAGAAUCUCUGCAGCUGUCUCUUUGCCCCGCAGACCUGGCCAUCUGGAUCGACCCCAUUGAUGGUACGAGUCAGUACAUUGAGGGGAAGGAGGCAGAGGAGCAGGAUGGUUUUUGUCUGUCUGGAUUGCCAUGUGCUCUGGUUUUGAUCGGGGUUUACUUACGAGCCACUGGUCAACCCGUGAUGGGUGUCAUAAACCAGCCAUUCAACCGCAAAGACUCCAAGGGUAAAGGAUGGAAGGGCCAGCAUGUCUGGGGUGUGUCGUAUGAAGAUGUAAACGUUUGCUCAUUGACGGAGCGGAUAUUGCCAUUUCAACAGAAGAGCGGUCAUGUGUCAAUACUGCUCAGCUCAAGCGAGAGACCGGCAGUGAAGGAUGCGCUAGAACCACUUGCCAAUGGCGCGCUGAUGUAUGCAUCCGGCGCGGGCUACAAGAUUUUGUGUGUGAUCCAGGGCCUGGUGGAUGUGUACGUACUGUCAGAAGGUAGCACAUUUAAAUGGGACUGCUGCGCUCCUCAUGCGGUGCUGCGGGCGCUGGGCGGUGGUGUGUUGAACCUCAGCGAGUGUCUUCACGCUCACACUAACGGAAACAUGACACGUGGAGCUGAACUGACCUACCACGAGCCCCAUAAUGGAGGUCAAGGUGUAGAGAAAUGGGCAAACCAGGGGGGAAUAAUUGCAUAUUUGGACUCCAGAGUGAUUGAUAAAGUCGUAGCGGCACUUGCUGGAAAGAUAUAACAAAAUAUCAUGAUAUAAUCCUUUAGGAUGUGUAUGCAGGUUAAUACACGUUUUUAUUCAUAACCUUUUGUCCUAUAUGAUGUAAUGUAUUUAGUAUGUUAUGUAUUUAUUGGGAUAUUUAAACAUUAAGUUAAAGCUGUAACUCUUAAUGAAAAAAAGAGUAAUAAACAUAUAGUGACUCGAUAUGCAAAGUCUCAAAUAGAUACAGUGGGGCUUAAAAGUCCACAUUGAAAAGCUGUUAUUCAAAAAGUAAUUUAAACCUGGAAAUGAAUGAAGUUUUAGGAUUUUAAAAACCAAGCUUUUUAAAUGAGUAAGAAAAAUGUAAGAUUCUGGAAUUUCUAGGUCAAUAAUCAAAUUUGUGACAAUUCUGUACUGUACAAGAUGCGUUUUGAAACGUUAUCUAAGAAUGCAGGGAGAAUAAUUGGCAAUAUUGUAUUGUUUACAGUCAUGCCAAUAAAGCCACUUUGAAUUUAAUUGAGAACAUGGAUCAU
Messenger RNA from Xyrauchen texanus (razorback sucker), 1873 nucleotides. RefSeq names its product inositol polyphosphate-1-phosphatase (gene inpp1). The record is from RefSeq and is a predicted model, not a curated record. Lineage: Eukaryota; Metazoa; Chordata; Actinopteri; Cypriniformes; Catostomidae. Bases 243 to 1382 code for a protein of 379 amino acids. Gene Ontology annotation, biological process: phosphatidylinositol phosphate biosynthetic process. Gene Ontology annotation, molecular function: inositol-1,4-bisphosphate 1-phosphatase activity. The transcript is spliced from 6 exons.